Messenger RNA from Emiliania huxleyi CCMP1516, 1077 nucleotides. RefSeq lists its product as hypothetical. The record is from RefSeq and is a predicted model, not a curated record. Lineage: Eukaryota; Haptophyta; Isochrysidales; Noelaerhabdaceae. The transcript has a single exon. Bases 1 to 1077 code for a protein of 358 amino acids.
AUGUGGCAAACGGCCCUGCUCGCGCUGCUGCAGUUCGGUGUCUUCCGCGCCGCCUCCGCUGCAAGCGUGCACGACGGCCCCAUUUUCGCCUUUGUCGCCUUCGACAAGGUGGGCUCGACGUCGCUUCGACAGAUCCUGCGGACCCGUGAGAAGCUGCACAACCACUCGGGAGUUCUGGACGAUCACGCGGCAUGGGACACUGACCGCGAGGACGGAAUUGCCCAUCCCAUCUGCGAUCCAAUCGUGGACCAGUUCAAGGGCGGCUGCCAGGACGUGGACAACUACGCCUCUGUCAACAUUGGUGCCCACGACGUGCGAGGCUUCCACUUUUGCGAGAGGCAGCGGCGCCCGUGCAGGUACUUUACGCUGCUCCGCCACCCGAUCGAGCGCCUCCGGUCGGCGCACUCCUAUUUUUGCGAGGGUUGCAAGGAAGGCGGCCGCCAGUGCGUCGGCGGGCGCGAUGUGCAGCAGUGGGGAGGGGCGCUCACGUGCCCAAACAUGAGCCUCGCGGCGUACGCGCGGGCCAUCGGGCCGGUGUACACGCGCACCUUUGCACACAAGGCGGAGGGCGAGCCUCUCGAGGGGCCGCUUGAGGCUGCCGUCCUCGAGAUCGUCGAUUUGACCGGACUCGGCCGCUCGAAGGUGCGGGAUAUUGUGCGGCGGCAGACUCCGACCCGCGAGGCGGCGUAUCGCGCGCUCGACCAAUACUACGAGGGGUCCGGGCCCUUCCGCGGUGUGGCGGAGCUUGAGGGGGGGGCUACUUUGGCGCAGACGCCGGUGGAGGCUGCAGAUGCGUGGCUCCAGGGAAUUUGCACGCUGCUGAUUGAGCCGGGGGAUAGUGGCAGCCCGACGCUCAUUGCUCAGCUGGCGAGGUGGAUGGGGGACCGGCUCUUCGAGGAGAAGAUGGCGCAUCGGCUCACGCACAAGAACGUCCACGAGCACGGCUCUGGGACGAGAGCGGCGGAUGCACAGGUGGCGGCGGAGCUCAGCCAGGACAUCGAGCUGUACCGUCGCGUGAAGGAGCGGUUUGACCGAGGGGAGUCGUGCACGAGCUAUAGGGUACCCCUAGGAUUCUGA